Molecule: messenger RNA, 2739 nt
Organism: Schistocerca gregaria
Lineage: Eukaryota; Metazoa; Arthropoda; Insecta; Orthoptera; Acrididae
Product: DNA-directed RNA polymerase III subunit RPC1-like
Biological process (GO): DNA-templated transcription
Molecular function (GO): DNA-directed RNA polymerase activity; DNA binding
Source: RefSeq, a predicted model, not a curated record
AUGACGCUCAUGAACGUCGCGCAGAACCUCGCCGCCCCCAAGAGCGGCGAGCUGCUCAUUUCCGCCACUCAGGACUUCCUCACGGCCUCCUGGAUCAUCACCUCCAAGGACAGAUUCUUCGGCCAGGCCGAAUUCUCGCGAGUCGUCAUGGGCUUCCUCGACGCCGACCAGCGCGUCUGUCUCCCGCCGCCGGCCGUCCUGAAGCCCGCCAGGCUCUUCACGGGCAAGCAGGUCUUCUCCGUGCUCAUCCAACCCAACCGCUCCACGCGCGUCAACGUCAACCUCGAAACCAAACUCCGCAACUACGACAACAAACUCGCCGGCGAGAUCAUGAACGUCCAGGACGCCUACAUGGUCAUCCACAACGGCCACCUCAUGUGCGGACAGCUCGACAAGUCCGUCCUCGGCGGCGGCAAGAACACGCUCUUCUCUCAGCUCCUCAAGUGCUUCAACGCUCAGGUCGCCGCCGACCGCAUGUCCAGACUCGCGCGACUCGCGCCCCGCUACCUCGGCGAGCACGGCUUCAGCAUCGGCAUCUCCGACGUCACGCCCAGCCACUCGCUCAUCCGCAAAAAGGCCUCGCUCGUCGCCGACGGCUACCAAAAGUGCGACGAAUACAUCCGCGAAUACCUCACCCACCAACUCGUCCAGGAAGCCGGCGCCACGCCCGAGCAAACCCUCGAGAGCCGCCUCGAGUCCACUCUCUCCGAGAUCCGAGACUCCGCGGGCAAACUCUGCAUCGACGAACUCAGCCAAAACGACCCCCUCAACUCCCCGCUCAUCAUGACCCUCUGCGGCUCCAAAGGCAGCAAAAUUAACGUCUCCCAAAUGAUCGCCUGCGUCGGACAGCAAACCGUCAGCGGUCAGCGCAUCCCCAACGGCUUCCUCAACCGCACUCUCCCGCACUUCGACUUCGAGUCCAAGCACCCCGCCGCCAAGGGCUUCGUCUCCAACUCGUUCUUCAGCGGCCUCACUCCCACCGAAUUCUUCUUCCACACCAUGGGCGGGCGCGAAGGACUCGUCGACACCGCCGUCAAGACCGCCGAAACCGGCUACAUGCAACGACGCCUCAUGAAGGCCCUCGAAGACCUCUCCGUCCAGUACGACGGCACCGUCCGCGGCACCGCCGGCAACAUCGUCCAAUUCACCUAUGGCGACGACGGCGUCGAGCCCACUCUCACCGAAAGCGACAUCUUCCCCUUCGACCUGAAAACCCACUGGCAACACUCCGUCCUCACCACACUCGAGCAAACCAGAGAAUCCCACCCCUCUCUCCCCCCCCCCCCUCCCUCCCUGGCAAAUCCUCGAAACCGUCCACCAACGACUCCUCCGCCCCGUCUUCCAACAAUUCCCCAAAAAGUUCCUCCAAGACAUCCGCCACCACUUCGUCUCCCAAGACCUCUCCCUCCUCAUCGAGUCCACGUCUCCGCCCUCACGCUCUCUCACUUCUUCGAGCACCUCGAGCGAAAACUGCUCCAAUCCCAAGCCGAACCCGGCACCGCCGUCGGCGCCCUCUGCGGCCAGAGCAUCGGCGAACCCUGCACCCAAAUGACGCUCAAAACCUUCCACUUCGCCGGCGUCGCCAGCAUGAACAUCACCCUCGGCGUCCCCCGCAUCCGCGAAAUCAUCAACGCCACCAAAACCAUCUCCACCCCCAUCAUCGAGGUCAAACUCGACAACGAAACCUCCCCCGAAGCCUCCAAACUCGUCAAGGCCCGCAUCGAGAGCACCACCCUCGAAGAAGUCAUCCAGUACAUCAAAGAAGUCUACGACGCUCACCAAUGCUACCUCCUCGUCAAACUCGACCUCGCCCGCAUCCGCUCCCUCUACCUCUCCUGCGACGCCCACUCCGUCUCCAACGCCAUCCUCAGCCACUCCAAACUCAAGCUCCAACCGGAACACGUCGUCGUCACCGGCAAAAACCACGACAAAAUCAUGGUUUCCCCCCGGAAGAACUCGGCCACAGCAAAAAAAACCACCCUCACCAAGUCCAAACUCUACAUCUCCCUCCAAGCCCUCAAACUCGCCCUCCCCAACGUCGUCGUCAGCGGACUCAAAACCAUCAAGCGCUGCGUCAUCCGCGAGGACCGCGGCAAAGCCGGCGCCCCAAACCAGUACUCCAUCCUCGUCGACGGCCUCGACCUCCUCGGCGUCAUGUCGCAGCAAGGCGUCAACCCCAACUUCACCAAAAGCAACCACCUCCUCCAAAUCCAAAAAACGCUCGGCAUCGAGGCCGCCAGGAGGGCCAUCAUCGAAGAAACCGCCUACACCAUGAAACUCCACGGCGUCUCCGUCGACCCCAGGCACCUCUACCUCCUCGCCGAUUACAUGACCAUGCAGGGCGAAAUCCUCGGCAUCACGCGAUUCGGCAUCGGCAAGACCAGCGAGUCCGCCCUCAUGCUCGCCUCCUUCGAAAAAACCCCCGACUACCUCUUCGAAGCCGGCAAACGCGCCUUCAAAGAGUCCAUCUCCGGCGUCAGCGAGUGCAUCAUCAUGGGCAGACCCAUCCCCCUCGGCACCGGCCUCUGCAGGCUCAUCUACCAACACCCGGACCUCAAGCCCGAGGGCACCACGCUCGCGCCCAAACAACUCCUCCUCGGCGACGCGCUCCCCCGGCAACGCCUGCAAGUUCUAAAAAAAAAAAAAAAAACAGCAAAAAAAAAAAAAAAAAAAACACGAGCGCGCGUCCCUCGCACGCGCUCCGCCGCCCCGAGAAAAGCCCCUCAAUUCCAAAAAUAA